GACAGCAGUCAUGGACCAGAAGGCCGGGGAAACAGACGAGGCCUAUCAGGCCCGCAUGUUAGCCUGGAGUACCGAGACAAAGAAGCGGGCAGAUGACGCUGCCGCAGCAGCAAAGAAAAGGGCAGAGGAUGCCGAGCAGGCACGUCUGCUGGCGGUUGAACAACAGCACCAGCAUGACGAGGCAGCAGCGAGGGCUGCCGAUGAAGAAAGAACACAGCGUCGUGAGAAGAUAUUCACCGUAGAGCAGGCGUUACUUACCAUGGCAGCAGAAUGGCGAAGCGAGGCCGAGAACAGCCAGUUGGAGGACAGCGCAAACAAGAUAGCGCUCCUCCUCUCGCAUCUCACGGAUCUCCUGGCAACCUGCAUUACACAGCAGGCGGAGAUCCUUGGUCUCGACAACUCGGUAGCUCAUCUCCAAGACCGCCUUCAGCGGUUGGAGCAGCGACCAGUCGCCGACGCCGACACAGGCUCUUCCAAUACUGCCGACCGCCUCACCGCAUUGGAGAUGCACGUCGGCUCCCUCCAGGAUGGCGCACAGUUACAGCAAACCGCGACGCAACAGUUGCAGCAGCGGGUCUGCACUACCGCCACCACCUCGAGUCCGGAGCCGCGCGAGACAGCUCCUAAGUUCGAUGGGCAGGAGAUCUUCCACGACUCAAUCAAGACAGAUCCAAUUCCAUGGUUUCGCAAGUUCGAGCUCACGCUGCAGCUCCACAACGUCAAGGAACACAAGCAUCACGCCUACUUGCAAGGGCAGACAGGGAAACUGAGCACCGCCGAGAGUGACGCAACGACACUCUCGACGCCUUCGCAACUGGUUUCUUCGCGAGUGACCAGCCUUCAUUCCGAGGCGCACGCGGAAGUCGAUAGUCCUCCGCUUCUACUUUCUUUUGAGGACUAUGCUGCCCGGCUCGUUCCAACGCUGGGUACUCAAGCUCAAGGACAAGGAGUGUGUGCGGUUUCUUCUACAUCCGGCAACAACGACAUAUCGUCUUCAAGUGGUUCGUCACGGGAUUCAGCGCGCGAGUUCAAGAUAGAGGUUUUGGACCCGCUCACGUCUAAGGACUUUGCAUGGCUUCCUCUCCCGACCACAGGCUGUUUGCCGGGACCGCAAUGCGCAGCACUUAGCGCUCAUCUCCACACUUACCUUUCCUUCUAUGCACCACCAACUUUGCCGACGGAUGACGAAGUCGCGGUGGGGGACAUCAUGGCAUACGUUACCAAGGUGGCCCGCGAGUUUCGCACGCAGCGGUACGAUAACAACAAUGCACCGCUAAUGUAUGUCCGCAUCCAGGUCGGGCAAGCGUCCUGCAGCGCUUUGCUGGAUAGCGGCGCAACUCGCAACUUCAUGAGCCAGUCUUUUAUGCAAAGAGCUGGCCUUGGCGCACAAGUUCGGAGGAAGGCAAACCCGACGACGAUCAAGUUGGCGGAUGGUAAGACGCAACAACUUCUCGACCGUUACAUUGAGGCCGUACCGGUGUACUUCGCACCUCAUGCAUGCGAACCGGUAACAUUCGAUAUUCUCGACACGGACUUCGACAUCAUUCUGGGAAUGCCUUGGCUCGCAAGUGCGGAUCACACGGGCAACCUCCAUCGGCGGACUCUUAGCGUUCGCAACGCCUUCGGCGCGGAAGUGGCGUGUACUAUUCCUCUACCGCACACUUCGAUCCGGUGCCAAGUGAUGACGGCCAAAUCAUUCCGGGCGACUUGCGCUUACGAGCAGCCCAAGGAGAUCGGCCUAUGUUUCCUGCGGACCGUCGCGGUAGCCGACUCUUCACCCACGGACUUGUCUUCGGACCCCCGUUUGGUACGGUUGCUGGACGAGUUCGCCGACAUCUUUGAGUCACCUACCGGUGUGGUGCCGGGUCGGCCGAUCUCUCACGAGAUCAUUCUUGAGGCCGGUGCCAUGCCGCCGAAAGGUUGCAUCUAUCGGAUGAGCGAGGAGGAGCUUGAGGUCCUUCGCGCACAACUCGAUGAUUUGCUGGCCAAGGGCUGGAUCCGCCCGAGAAGCUCCCCAUAUGGAGCACCAGAUUUUUCCAAGUUGGAUUUGAAAUCAGGAUAUCAUCAAAUCUCGAUUCAGCCGAACGAUCGCUACAAGACCGCAUUCAAGACGCGGUACGGGCAUUUUGAGUGGGUGGUCAUGCCUUUUGGCCUCACCAACGCCCCGGCGACGUUCCAGGCGGCGAUGACCAAUGAGUUCCAUGCAAUGUUGGACCGGUUCGUGCUGGUCUACUUAGGCGAUAUUCUCGUCUACAGCCGGACAUUGGAGGAUCAUCUUGGACAUCUUCGACGAGUGUUGGAGACGCUCCGUCGUGCCAAGUACAAGGCCAACCGCGACAAGUGCGAAUUUGUCCGGCAAGAGCUGGAAUACUUGGGCCAUUUUGUCACACCGGAGGGCAUCAGUCCGCUAUCGGACAAGAUUCAGGCCGUCCAAGAGUGGCCUGAGCCUCGGAUCGUCACGGAGGUCCGCUCGUUCCUCGGUCUUACCGGCUACUAUCAGCGCUUCAUCAAAGGCUACUCCAAGAACGCGGCCCACUUGAACAAGCUUCAGUGCAAGGAUCGGCUGUUUGACUUCGGAGAGGAGGCGCGAGGAUCAUUCUUCGCUCUCAAAGCCGCGCUAUUGUCUUCGGAGGUCUUGCGAAUCUAUGACCCGCUCGCGCCUAUGCGUGUCACUACGGAUGCGUCAGGCUAUGGCAUUGGUGCAGUCCUCGAGCAACAUGAUGGUGUGGACUGGCACCCGGUCGAGUACUUCAACAAGAAAGUGCCCCUCGUGCAUUCCAUUGGCGAUGCACGCAAGAUAGAGCUCCUCGCCUUCGUCCACGCACUCAAGCGGUGGCGGCACUUCCUCCUUGGUCGAAGCCAAUUUCGAUGGGUAACGGACAACAAUCCGUUGGUCUUCUACAAGACCCAAGACACCGUCAACAGCACCAUCGCUCGAUGGAUGGCUUUCAUCGACCAGUUCGACUUCUUUCCCGAUCACAUUCCCGGGAAGUCGAACCGUUUUGCGGAUGCUCUCUCACGGCCUCCAGAUCAUUGUACCACAGUCUACUCGACGUUCGAGAUUGACGACGACCUGCAGAACAGCUUCAUCCGCGGCUACCCAGCCGACCCCGAGUUUCGCAACAAGUACGCGAAUUGCUCCUCUCCUAAUCCGGCUCCUCCUCACUACCGGAUCCAAGAGGGGUACUUGCUGGUCCACACGCGGGGGAAGGACCUUCUUUGCGUAACGAGUGAUCCUCACUUGCGUACACGGCUUCUUGGCGAGUUCCACGACGCUCCCGCCACUGGACAUUUUGGAGUCGCACGAUUGGCCGACUUCGCCAGCGAUUUUGGUGGCCCGGCCUUCUCGACGACGUCACGCGCUAUUGCGAGUCAUGCGAGGUUUGCCGACGCUGCAAAUCCCGCAACCAUCGUCCCGAUUGCCAUGGACAUUACCGGCCCGUUCCCCAAGCACAAGACCGGAGUGGAUGGGAUUCUCACGGUGGUCGACCGACUCACCAAGUUCGCCAUGUWUYUGCCUUGUCGCUAUCAUGCCAAGGCRCCRGAGUUGGCCGAGGUUCUGUACGCCGGUUGGAUUCGCACCAAGGGUUACCCCAAGGAGAUCGUCUGCGACCACGACACUCGGUUCAUGUCCGAUUUUUGGUUGGCGCUCAUCAAGCGAUGGGGCUCAUCUCUCAAGCCCAGUUCAACUCUCCACCCUCAUACCGAUGGCCAGACGGAAAGGGCGCAUCAGACUGCACAGGUUCUCCUUCGCACUCUCAUCCGCCCCGACCAGAAAGACUGGGUUGAGCGACUGCCGGAUGUCGAGUUGGCCUACAACUCUUCCAUCCACCCUGCUAUUGGGAUAUCGCCCUUCGAAUUCGAGCAUGGCUCGCCGGUCACAUCACCAUUGGACACUAUUACUCCACGCACAGCCGAGAGCGACGACCAUCUUCUCUUCUUGCGUCGGAUGCAAGAGCUUCUUGUCAAGGCACGCGACCAGAUGGCUAAGACGCAGCAGCGCAUGAGCCAACAGGCAAAUCGCCAGCGUCUUCCUUGUCCAUUCCGCGCCGGGGACCUCGUCUGGGUUUCAGCAGCAGAAUUCAGCCUUGAACAAGACGUCUCUCGCAAGCUCCUCCCGAAAUGGAUGGGGCCUUGGCCAAUCAUAGAGCCCACUGGGGACGCACCCGAAGGACCCUCCUUCACGAUUCAGGUACCUAGCCACUUACCUGUCUACCCUGUCUUUCAUUGCUCCAAACCGGCUCUCUACACGCCAGCGGAUCAUGACGACUUUCCCGGGAGACGGACGCAAGACCCACCUUCUAUGGAUGGUUUUCAGGAGGUCGGCGACAUCAUCUCCCAGCGACGCUUUGGCAACAAGCCAACUGAGUAUUUGGUGCAUUUUGCCUACUGCACACAUCGAGCUGACCGUUCGUUAACCCGUGCGGAACUGCAAGCGACAACUCCAGACGUUCUCGCACACUACGAACGCAAGAUGCAAGGCAAGCCGGUUUCUUCGGCUCCACGCCGCGCCCGCGUCCAGGUUCCACCUUCAGAUCGACGGCUUCGCCCUCGCCCCGGCUUGACUUCAUAAGGAGGGGGGGCUGUUACAUGCAGCGCGUGCACACACGGGCCAUUUUGCAGGCCCGACGACCAUUUUGCAGGCCCGACGGUGUUCAGGCCAAAAGCCUGAACU
Molecule: messenger RNA, 4675 nt
Organism: Chara braunii
Lineage: Eukaryota; Viridiplantae; Streptophyta; Charophyceae; Charales; Characeae
Source: the annotation of a GenBank genome assembly